AAACCUGCAACAGGAGAGGACAUGCUGCUGUUUCCAGAAAGCUGUGGAGUCAUGAAGGGGUUCCUGUUCCUCCUCUUUGUGCUGACAGACGCUGCCUCCAGGUCCCGCAGCAACUGGUGUGAAGUGGGCUGCGAAUGUCGAGGAGAGCUGAGAUACACCAUCUGCUCUCAGGCACUCUUCCUCCAGCUGCCCAGUAGAGUCCCCCCCAGCACCGAACUCCUCGACCUGUCCAACAACCGCAUCUCCGUCAUCCCCAAUCACUCCUUCAGUAAAAAACGCAAACUGCGAGUCCUGCUGCUGCAGAGAAACAACAUCAGUGUGGUGGAGGAUGGCGCCUUCGCUGAGCUGGAGUUCCUGCAGAAGCUGGACCUGAGCUGGAACCAGCUCUCCACCCUGACUGGAGGCUUCUCCAUCGGCCUGGCUCUCCUGCGGGAGCUGCAGCUCGCUCACAACCGCCUGACAAGCCUGGAUGGCCAGAGCUUCACACACCUGGAUGGUCUCCAGAGGUUAAACCUGACCGGCAAUGCCAUCCACACCAUCCAGGUGAGGCCCUUCUACUCCAUGAGCACCCUGCGGCAGCUCCACCUGGAAGACAACCAGCUGACGUCUCUGAGGAAUGGAAUAUUCUCCAUGUUGCGUUCCCUGGAGAUCCUCAACCUGGCUGGAAAUCGGAUAAGCGAGAUGGAGCUGGGCAUCUUCAAGCCACUCACCAGCAUGACAUUACUCAACCUGGCCAACAACCAGCUGUCCACUCUCCACUACAAGACUUUCCUGAGCAUCCACUCCUACGGCACCCACAUCCUGCUGGAGGGGAACCCCUGGAUCUGCGACUGUGAGCUGCAGAGAGUUUUCCGGAAGCUGCAGAGCAUCCAGAGGAUCUUCCUGGAUGACUAUUACAACCUGACCUGCAAGGCGCCACCCGCCCUCCAUGACUUCCAGCUGAUAGAGGUGGACAACCAGCUGUGCAUCGCUGAGACGGUCACCGUGCUUAUCAUCACCAUCACCGUGAUGAUCACCGUGAUGGCUGCCAUUCUGAUGGGUGAGAGGAAACGGAAGAGGAAGAAGAAGGAGAAGGAGAAGCAUUGGAUGCAGCAGGGAGACAUUUCAGAUGAGUCUGACUACUGAACCAUAAUUCAGUUUCCAUCUGAAUUUUUAUAGCCUCUUUAUUUCCUUGCACUGCUCUUUGACUUUCAGGCAAUAUUUUUA
Molecule: messenger RNA, 1206 nt
Organism: Monopterus albus (swamp eel)
Lineage: Eukaryota; Metazoa; Chordata; Actinopteri; Synbranchiformes; Synbranchidae
Product: leucine-rich repeat-containing protein 17
Exons: 2
Coding region: 22-1125 (367 amino acids)
Cellular component (GO): plasma membrane
Molecular function (GO): protein binding
Source: RefSeq, a predicted model, not a curated record